AUGAAAAAUGAGAAAGCAAAACUGGAAUUCUGCUCCUCUCCGAUUGCCACCUGAGCAAAAAAGCAAGCAAGGGUGUAAGCCAAGUGUGUAUUAGAGAUUUAAACAGUGAGGCUAGCCAUGGACACGAUAUCUCCAGUUCACCAUGCCAAGUAUUCAAGCCCUAAUCCUCCACAAGCCACGUUUCAGGUCACGUCUGCCUUCCUCAUAUAAGGAUCGCCAACGUUACGGGUUAUGGUUUCUCAAACUCACCACCCGAAUUAAAAUAAAAUAAAAUAAUAAUAAUAAUAAUAAUCACAAAAAAAGUCGUCAAUUGUUCUAAAAAAAUUCUCACAAUGUCGACGUCGGAGAUGAGUGUUGGGGUCGCGGAGAAGAAGCCAGCGAAGCGGCCAGCGCAGGGAAGCUCAAGGAAGGGUUGCAUGAAGGGGAAAGGAGGGCCGGAGAACGCUAUGUGCACCUACAAGGGCGUCAGGCAAAGGACGUGGGGGAAAUGGGUGGCUGAAAUCCGCGAGCCCAACCGCGGUGCCCGGCUCUGGCUCGGGACUUUCGCCACCUCCUUUGAGGCCGCUCUGGCUUAUGAUGCCGCCGCCAGGAAGCUCUACGGUUCCAAGGCGAAGCUCAAUUUGCCAGAUCAGCAAGCCCCUAACUAUCACCAUCAUCAACUGAAUCAGCACCUGCAGCAUCAAGUAUUUCCCUCGUCGGCCAAUGCCGGCGUGCCACCUCAAAUUCCGAACCAAACCCUUGUGCUGAACAAUCCAUCAGAUAUUGCAGUACCUGUUAUUCACAAUAAUUUUCCGAAUGUGAAAGUCGAUCAGCCCCACGGAAAUUAUAAUUCUGGCGGCGCUGAGACCCUGCCGGAGCAGGACGGCAUGAAAGUGGAAAAGAAUAUGAGUAGUGGUGUGAACAAUGAAGGAAUGGAUGGGAUAUUCUGGGGGAACAUGAGCGAGAGCUUCCCGGUGUUUGAUGAUUCGAUGUGGACGGAGGCAGCCAUGUCGCUUGAUCUUCCAGUGGUGGCUGAUCAAGGCAUUUUCGGCGGCGGUUCAUGGAUGGGAAUUGCCGGGAAACAUCACAUUCGUCUCAAUGGUGCAUGA
Malus domestica (apple) is the source of this 1088-nucleotide messenger RNA. RefSeq names its product dehydration-responsive element-binding protein 2D-like. Gene Ontology annotation, molecular function: DNA-binding transcription factor activity; transcription cis-regulatory region binding. The record is from RefSeq and is a predicted model, not a curated record. Gene Ontology annotation, cellular component: nucleus. Gene Ontology annotation, biological process: positive regulation of DNA-templated transcription; response to stress. Lineage: Eukaryota; Viridiplantae; Streptophyta; Magnoliopsida; Rosales; Rosaceae.